Molecule: messenger RNA, 1337 nt
Organism: Andrographis paniculata
Lineage: Eukaryota; Viridiplantae; Streptophyta; Magnoliopsida; Lamiales; Acanthaceae
Exons: 2
Coding region: 507-1091 (194 amino acids)
Source: RefSeq, a predicted model, not a curated record
UUGUUAUUUUCAAAAUUUAUUUUUAUACUAUUAUACGUAAUACUUAUUUUAAAUUCAAUUUUAUAAUUAUUCUAAAACAGUUAGGAAGGAAGGGCGGAGUAUAAGCGGCGGCGGAAUGAGCGGGCGUCGCUCCAAUCUGACUUUCCAUUUAAGGACGACGGCGCCAUAGCUAUACCAUUUGGUGGUGCACGCCCGACCCUAACCUACCGCUACCCUACCCUACCCCUACCCUAUAGGCCCCCCGCCACCGUAUCGGUAUUAUUCAUUUAUUAUAUUCCCUUAAGUAACUGGAACAACCGCCGUCGCCGCCGCCCCUCCACGGUGGUUUUUCGCCUUCAUCCGCCGUGGGGAGAAAAAAAAAAAAGAAAAAAAAAGCCUAACCUUAUUUAAUCUAAUCUUAACAACCUUCAACAAAUUCAACUAAUAAAUUUGUUUUAUUAUUUUAAAUUUCCUAAAAAAAAAAUUAAUUAAAUUAAAAAAUUAAACGACGUACGGUCUUAUUCGGGAUGGGAGAUCCACAAGCGUAUCCACCUCUACCGUCGCCGGCGCCGUUGCCGGCGAGGUCAUCGGAGGCGACGCGGAGGAGCAUAAAGUCCCGGAGAAUGUCUCGGCAGCUUUCCCUGAGCGAGGUCCCCCGCGACGCCGCGUGGGAGCGGCGCCGCCGGCGAGGAGGCGCCAACAGCGACGGCGACGUGCUCACCGACGAGGAUCUGAAGGAGCUGAAAGGCUGCAUCGAAUUAGGGUUUGGAUUCAACGAAGAGAACGGGCAACGCCUCUGCACCACCAUACCUGCCCUAGACCUCUACUUCGCCGUCAAUCGCGUCUUCUCCCCCAGCCCUAUUUCCAGCCCCACCGGCACCGGGAACGGCUCCUCCGUCUCCGCCUCUGCCUCCGCCCCCUCCCUCCCCGCCGCCGCCGCAUCCGGAGGACCGCCUCCUUCGAUUACCGGAAGAUCGUCCUCGUUCGGCAGCGCGUUGAACGAAUCUGAUUCCUGGAAAAUCUGCAAUCCCGGCGAUGAUCCUCAACACGUGAAGACGAAGCUGAGGCAUUGGGCACAGGCAGUGGCGUGUUCCGUGAAGCAAUCCUCUUAGUUCGUUUUCAUCAAUUAUACAUCAUCGUCCACAAUCAAUCUGCUCUAAUUGUAAUUUAUUGUGUGAACGUACCAUAACAGCACAUAGCUUUGGAUUUUUUCUUUGGGGGUUUUGUGCAUAUGGGUUUAAUUAAUUUGUGUCCAUCGAUUUUCUUCGUAUUCUAUUCUCUCUCUGUUGUAACAAAAACGUAGUAUUAUAGUAUGACUCUUUUGUUUAGCAGUAACCCUGUACUGUACUGUACUGUGC